AUGGCAAUAUUUGCAAAGAAGAGUCUACGUCGCAGAAUCGUCGUGAUUGGGAACAGGUCUUGCGGGAAAACCUGUCUACUUUCUGUAUUUGCACUCGGAUUUUUCCCCAAGCAUCAUCCACCAUCUAUAUUUAACGACUACAUCAUCGAUUGCAAAGAGGACAAUCAAUCGGCGGAAAUUGCCCUCAAAGAAGUCAGGAUUUACAAUUUUCAACAGUCGAUACAAGUUCUUCAUCGAAUCGAAGCAGACGUCAUUUUACUUGCCUUUUCAAUCGAUGACCCAAACGCACUACAAAACAUUACAAGCAAUAUGAUCCACGAGAGAAAGUCUGGCAAUAUUGGUCCACCAUGCGUGCUUGUAGGGCUGAAAAAGGACCUGCGCACGCUGGUGGAAGUGACAGACGGGUCCCUCGACAGGACCAAAAACUUUGUCUCGAGCAAGCAAGGGGCAAUGGCAGCAGCCGAGAUUGGGGCAAGCUAUUACAUGGAAUGUUCCAGUGCGAGCGGCGAAUGCGUCCAGGACGUCUUUGCGCGCGCCGCAGAACUGGCAUUUCCUGCGCGGAAGGAGACGGAUCCCGGCAUAUUGGACAAGGUGGUGCGCCGCUUGUUGCGCCCGCUUCAGGGCUUUCGGUCGCAAUAG
Messenger RNA from Beauveria bassiana ARSEF 2860, 639 nucleotides. Its product is annotated as GTP-binding protein rho2. Gene Ontology annotation, molecular function: GTPase activity; GTP binding. The record is from RefSeq and is a predicted model, not a curated record. The transcript is spliced from 5 exons. Gene Ontology annotation, biological process: small GTPase-mediated signal transduction. Lineage: Eukaryota; Fungi; Ascomycota; Sordariomycetes; Hypocreales; Cordycipitaceae. The coding region runs from base 1 to 639 and encodes 212 amino acids.